Cladophialophora yegresii CBS 114405 is the source of this 498-nucleotide messenger RNA. RefSeq lists its product as uncharacterized. NCBI's taxonomy places the organism in Eukaryota, Fungi, Ascomycota, Eurotiomycetes, Chaetothyriales, Herpotrichiellaceae. The record is from RefSeq and is a predicted model, not a curated record. Bases 1 to 498 code for a protein of 165 amino acids. The transcript is spliced from 3 exons.
AUGCCUACCAGACAACCCGUGGGACCGAGGGCAGCAAAGGAUGACUUCAUGAAGGCGCUGGGCUUAAAUACUAGCGACCCCCGCCACGAAGGAUAUUACAAGGCCAUGCGAGAGGAAGCCAUUGUCGUAUACAAUCGACUAAACGCGGAUCGCUCCAACCUGAUAGACGACAAGCGGAACGACUCGUCAAUAACAACACCCUUUUUCUGGCACCACAUUCGACAAGACCGUCGCCGACAAGCCAUCAUUGACACUUGGCAACAGGCCAAGCCAGGCACCGUCGCUCGAACACUUUUCGACCAAGGGGCCACUACCGGCGAGCAUGCUCCGAAUUGGGUGACCUUGUGGCUCUUGUACAGUGUAUUUCGGUCGAGAGAUAUCCGAAAUAAUCGGAACCGUCGGGCUGGCGAGGGGAGUAGUACUGCAGGCCAUGGCAGCUCGAGUUCAGGCGACUCGCAGAUAUUCGACCCUGCACGAGACCAGUUCGUGCGGCGAUGA